GCCAGCCAAACUGCAUUCAGUUCACGAGACCCCAAUUCUUCACAAACGGCCAUUUGCAACACAACGCAACGGACGUUUAAGCUUGAUUGAUAACCCUCUUGCCGUUGGUGUAGCAUCAGAUCAUCUUUUAUUAUGCCGCCUUCACAUGAACACCGGUCAAAAACACCGAAGAUGGCGGCACUAUGCCGAGCUUCAAGGCGCCCUCCCGGUUCCGGCCCACCGAGCCCAGGGAAUGGACUGUCUCCGUCGCUGUGCCGACGAGCAUAAUCACCGACUGCGUCACGCGGGAGCAGCGGACGACCAAUGUCGGCCGCGUCGCCCGCGCCCUGGCUAUCUUCUCGGUCGACGAGGUCGUCGUCUUCGACGACAGCCCGGUAGACCAGCGCAUCAGCAACGCCGACCCAGACGCCUACACCGGCGAUGUCGACCCAGCACACUUCAUGGAGCACCUCCUGACGUACCUCGAGACACCGCCCUUUAUGCGCAAGGUCCUAUUUCCCCUGCACCCGAAUCUGCGGUCUCAGGGUCUGCUACCGAGCCUGGACAUGCCGCAUCAUCCACACAAGGACGAGUGGCUACCCUAUCGGGAGGGCAUGACGCUGGAAACGCCGCCAAAGGGAGGAAAGGGGACGGAAGUGGAUAUCGGCAUGCCUAGCACAGUGAGGAUCGCCGAGUCGAUCCCGCCGAGGACGCGGGUGACGCUCAAGAUGCCCGACGACCAGUACGGCACGCCCGAGCCCGUGCAUCCCGCGGCGCCGAGGACAGAGGCCGGCUAUUUCUGGGGCUUCAGCGUGCGCAGGGCCUCCUCGCUCUCCAACGUCCUCACCGAGAGCCCGUUCGAGGACGGCUACGACAUGAGCAUCGGCACCUCGGAGCGCGGCGUGCCGCUGUCCAAGGCGUUCCCCAGCUACGAGCCGGCCAACUUCAACCACCUGCUGAUCGUCUUCGGCGGGCCGCGCGGGCUCGAGUUCGCCGCCAUGAACGACCCCCAGCUGGGCGAGAUGGGCAUCACGGGUCCGCGCACCAAGGAGCUGUUCGACCACUGGGUGAACGUGCUGCCGAACCAGGGCACCCGGGGCAUCAAGACCGACGAGGCACUGUUGAUAGCCUUGACCGGCCUAAGGAGGUUGUGGGAUAGCAGCUGACCUGUCUGCCGGAGAGUUCCUGACCCGGUACCUAUCAGCCUUUCAAACGUUCUCCCACCA
Messenger RNA from Thermothielavioides terrestris NRRL 8126, 1205 nucleotides. RefSeq lists its product as uncharacterized. Lineage: Eukaryota; Fungi; Ascomycota; Sordariomycetes; Sordariales; Chaetomiaceae. The record is from RefSeq and is a predicted model, not a curated record. The transcript has 4 exons. Bases 183 to 1145 code for a protein of 320 amino acids.